Molecule: messenger RNA, 468 nt
Organism: Orycteropus afer afer
Lineage: Eukaryota; Metazoa; Chordata; Mammalia; Tubulidentata; Orycteropodidae
Gene: ATP6V0C
Product: ATPase H+ transporting V0 subunit c
Exons: 3
Coding region: 1-468 (155 amino acids)
Biological process (GO): proton transmembrane transport
Cellular component (GO): proton-transporting V-type ATPase, V0 domain
Molecular function (GO): proton-transporting ATPase activity, rotational mechanism
Source: RefSeq, a predicted model, not a curated record
AUGCCCGAGACCGUGUCCGGCCCCGAGUACGCCUCCUUUUUCGCCGUCAUGGGCGCCUCGGCCGCCAUGGUUUUCAGCGCCCUGGGUGCUGCCUAUGGCACCGCCAAGAGCGGCACUGGCAUUGCAGCCAUGUCCGUCAUGCGGCCGGAGCUGAUCAUGAGGUCCAUCAUCCCUGUGGUCAUGGCCGGCAUCAUAGCCAUCUACGGCCUGGUGGUGGCCGUGCUCAUCGCCAACUCCCUGAAUGACAACAUCACCCUCUACAAGAGUUUCCUGCAGCUGGGCGCCGGCCUGAGCGUGGGCCUGAGUGGGCUGGCAGCCGGCUUUGCCAUCGGCAUCGUGGGUGACGCGGGCGUGCGGGGCACGGCCCAGCAGCCCCGGCUGUUCGUGGGCAUGAUCCUGAUCCUUAUCUUCGCUGAGGUGCUGGGGCUGUACGGGCUCAUUGUCGCCCUCAUCCUGUCCACAAAGUAG